AUGUCUAAUUGUAACACAAGCUGCAGUGAAAGUGACCUGAAUGGAGAUAACCAGACCACUUCAUCACUAUAUCAGCCAUCUACAGCUGUCACUAUCAUUCAAGCCACUAUGAUGAUUUUCACUAUAAUUACAGAUAUUCUUGGCAAUAUCCUGGUGAUCCUCUCUGUUUUGCAAAACAAGAAGCUCCGUACUUCUGGUAAUAUCUUGGUAAUCAGCUUGUCUGCAGCAGAUCUGAUUGUUGCAUUGUACCCUUAUCCAUUAUUUGCAACUGCUAUUAUACAGAAGAAGUCGUCUCUGGAUCAUGUCCAGUGCAAGGUUUCCUCAGCCAUUCUGGGUCUUGGUCUCUCUGGAUCUAUAUAUAAUAUCAUGUCAAUAGCGAUUAACAGAUAUUUUUGUAUUUGCCAUAGUUCCAGAUAUGAUAAGCUGUACAGCAUGAAAAACACCUACUGCUACAUUUUCUUGACAUGGGUCUUAGUUGUUCUUUUUCUGUUGCCAAUGGCACAAACCGAUGCUUUGCAGUAUGACCCUCGUGUGUACUCUUGUGUAUUCAUUCUUACCUUGAACCCAUCACUGACUAUUGCUCUAGCAUCAUUCCAGUUUAUAAUCCCAGUAACCAUUGUUAUCUUCUGCUACAUGAGGAUUUGGGUCUUGGUCAUUCAGGCCAAGUAUCGGGUCAGGCAAAACAGCAGUCAAAAGAUGAAUUUCAGUGAGGUGAGAAACUUCUUGACCAUGUUUGCAGUCUUUGUUCUUUUUGCAGUUUGUUGGGGUCCCUAUAGUAUAAUUGGUCUAAUAUUUUGUUUUAGUCCACCAUCAAAGGCACCCAAGGUGCCUGAUUGGCUGACUGUCCUGAGUUAUUUUAUGGCUUACUUUAACAGUUGCCUUAAUGGAAUUGUUUAUGGAAUCUUUAACAGUAAUUUCAGAAAUGAGUACAAAAGAAUUGUACUGUCUUUUCAUGAACUGACACAAACUGUUCAGUCUGAGGAAAAAUCCACAUCUGUGUCACAAGAACAAGAACAAAAUUAUACGGAACUAGAAAUUAUUGCAGACAAUUCAAAAACUGAUAAGAUGCUGAACCACAAGUGA
Molecule: messenger RNA, 1083 nt
Organism: Protopterus annectens (West African lungfish)
Lineage: Eukaryota; Metazoa; Chordata; Ceratodontiformes; Protopteridae
Product: melatonin receptor type 1C-like
Exons: 3
Coding region: 1-1083 (360 amino acids)
Biological process (GO): G protein-coupled receptor signaling pathway
Cellular component (GO): membrane
Molecular function (GO): melatonin receptor activity
Source: RefSeq, a predicted model, not a curated record